UGAAGAGAACAAGAGAAGUGUUCAUUGUCUCCUUCAUUGCCCUGGCCUUUGGUGGAAGUUGCUUCACAUGUGCAGAACUAAUUGCAAUAGGUUGGAGCGGGCAGCGCAGCUGGUACGAGCGUGAGACUUUUGUUGGGCCGGCAUCCACUGACCAGAGUUGUGUUAUACAUUUGCGGGUCAGCAAUUAUGGGGGCUCCCGAAGACCAAAGCCAGCCUGAUGACGGCCCUCGGAAGAGGCCUUUGGAUGCGAUUGAAGAAGAGGGAGAGGAGGUCGAGGAGGAGGAAGAAAUGGUCGGGCCUGCUCUGCCACAACCAAAGAAGAGGAAAAAGCAGUUGGAAUUUGAGAAAGUGUACCUGGACGCUAUACCAUCUGCUGAAAUGUAUGAGAAGAGUUACAUGCACCGUGACAUCGUCACGGUCGUUGCGGUGUCCCCCGCAGACUUUUUUAUCACCGGAAGUGCAGAUGGUCACCUCAAGUUUUGGAAGAAGAAGCCCAUGGGAAUCGAAUUUGCCAAGCACUUCAGAGCGCACCUAGGACCUGUCACUGGCCUGGUGGUCAGCCCGGACGGCCUGCUCGCGGCGACCAUCUCCACGGACAAGUCUGCCAAGAUCUUUGACGUCGUCAGCUUUGACAUGAUGGCCAUGCUGCGGUUACCCUACACCCCUAGCGCUGUCGAGUGGGUGUUUAAGAAGGGGGAGGCGCAGGCCAGGCUGGCGGUCGCAGACGCGGACUUGGCGCAGGUGCACAUCUACGAUGCAAGGUCGGGGUCCAACGACCCCAUCAAGAGCAUGAAGGUUCAUAGUAGUCCAGUUCAGGUGAUGCGGUACAACGUGGCCCGCCAUGUCGUGAUUUCGGCGGACACAAAGGGGCUUCUGGAGUACUGGUCGCCAGACACGGGCGAUCUGCCAAGCAGCAGUGUCAGCUUCCGGUAUAAAACGGACACCGACCUGUAUGCGUUGGCCAAGGCGAAAACCACAGCCUCCUCUCUGGAGAUCUCGCCCGAUGGCCGACAGUUCGUGACGACCUCCCCUGACAAACGGAUACGAGUCUUCCGGUUCGAGACGGGCAAGCUACGACGAUCAUACGACGAAAGCAGAGAGGCUGCCGCCGAGCUGCAGCGCGGGGAUGCGGAGCUGUUCAAGCUGGACCCGAUCGACUUUGGGCGGCGGCUGGCCAUCGAGAAGGAGAUUGAAACCAGCCCCGAAGCGGUGCCGCCCAAUGCGGUCUUCGACGAGAGCAGCAACUUUGUCCUCUACCCCACUCUCUUAGGCAUUAAGGUGGUGAACCUGCAGACCAACCGGUGCGUGCGCAUCAUCGGCAAGGUCGAGAACACGGAGCGCUUCCUGCGCGUCGCGCUCUUCCAGGGCGGCGAGAAGAAGGGCAGCAAGGCAUACCGCGCCAACCUGUCCGCCAACUCGCAGAACCCCGCGCCCAUCACCAUUACCGCCCCGGACGGAACCGUUACCACCGCGCCCGACCCGAACCUGCUGGGCCGUGACGUCACCCUCCUCUGCUGCGCGUUCAAGAAGCACCGGCUGUACCUGUUCACCAAGAGGGAGCCCGAGGAGGCGGAUGACGUCAGCAAGGGGCGCGACGUCUUCAACGAGAAGCCGCCCGCCGAGGAGCUGCUUGCGCUCACCGACAGCGGGCGGGCCGCGGCGGGGCAGCUCUCCACGGGGGUGACUGUGCACACCAACUACGGCGACCUCCACCUGCGGCUGUACCCGGAGGAGUGCCCGCGCACCGUCGAGAACUUCGUGACGCACUGCAAGAACGGCUACUUCGACAACCUGAUCUUCCACCGGGUCAUCAAGGGCUUCAUGGUGCAGACGGGGGAUCCCCUUGGGGACGGCACGGGGGGGCAGUCCAUCUGGGGCGGGGAGUUCGAGGACGAAUUCCACAAGUCGCUGCGGCAUGAUCGGCCGUUCACCGUCUCGAUGGCCAAUGCGGGGCCCAACACCAACGGCUCGCAAUGGUUCAUCACGACGGUAGCAACUCCGUGGCUAGACAACAAGCAUACUGUCUUUGGUCGGGUCGUGAAGGGCGCUGAUGUUGUGCAGGCAAUAGAAAAGGUAAAAGUUGAUAAAAAUGACAAGCCUUUUGAGGAUGUGAAGAUCAUAAGCACGACCCUCGAAUGAGUUCUUUGCCUCGGGCCAGCUUCUUGAUAU
Molecule: messenger RNA, 2169 nt
Organism: Klebsormidium nitens
Lineage: Eukaryota; Viridiplantae; Streptophyta; Klebsormidiophyceae; Klebsormidiales; Klebsormidiaceae
Source: the annotation of a GenBank genome assembly